CCACUUCUAUCACCUUUCAAAUAUUCCCUCCUCAAAUACAAAUAUGAUGCCACCUAUUCUUUCAUAGAGUUGCACACCUGCAUCUUAAAAGCUUAUUGUGGGGGGUUUCAGCAUCUUCCUCUCUUCCUACAAGAUGGUUCCAGAAAUAGAGUUUUCCUGCCAAAAAAAUGCAGAGACCUCGAAUCACCGAGAUACAUGUCCGCAUGGACUGCAACGGCUGUGUGCAGAAGAUCAAAAAGGCACUCAAUGGCAUUAAUGGGAUAUAUGAUCUUUACAUCGACUUUCCGCAGCAGAAGUUAACAAUAAUUGGAUGGGCAGAUCCUGAAAGAAUCAUCAAAGCCAUAAAGAAAGUCAGGAAAAUUGCUACCAUAUGUUCUCAUACAGAAGCACCAGACCCAAAUUCACAGCCAACAGAGCCACCACCACCAGAUGGCGCAGCAGCCCCAUCAUCAGAUGGAGGGGUACCACCACCAGAAGGAGGUCCACCUCAAGAUGGAGGAAACCCUCAGCAAGCAGAACCUCCAAGAUCAGAAGAAGCACCUCCUCCUCCACCACAAGAGCCACCAGCAGAUCAACCCCCACAACCACAACCACAACCACAACCACCUGAAACUUCACAGCCACAAAGUACACAACCUGAGUCGAACCCUCCACCUGAACCUCAACAAAGCCAGCCAACAGAUAAUUACAAACCUAAGGAUGUGGAGGAAGUUCACGUAGUAUACCACCAUCCGCCUGAAUACAGUCACAGAUAUGGUUAUAGCAAUGAAUACAGACCUAGAUACAGUCAUGGCUAUGGACACUGGAGCAGCCAUCAAGAACCUAGUUAUAGACACGAGAGACCUCAACCUAUUUAUCAUGAGCCACCCCCUCAAAUUGUAUAUCAUGAGCGUCCUAGGCCCAUCUAUCAUGAACCACCACCUCGAACUGUAUAUCAUGAGACACCGCCUCAUGGUGAUUAUCAUGAAACACGACCACAUCCUGUUUAUCAUGAGCCACCACCUCGACCCAUUUAUCAUGAACCGCCGUCCAGACCUGGUUAUCAUGAACCCUCGUCUCAACCAAGUUACGCGACUCACAGUUACAACAUGUACAGGCCAUCACCUUCCAUCACGGAAUACCAAUAUGUACAAUCAUCACCGCAGUACCCAACUUAUGGUAUGAUGGACCACUACAACAUGGAUCCAUAUCGGAAUGGUAGUGCUAGUAAUGGGAACGUUGCCUCUAUCUUCAGUGAUGAAAAUCCAAAUGCAUGUACAAUUGUAUAGGUACAAAAUUUUCAUUGCCAAUGGAAAAUCCAUUUUUUUUUGUCCUUCCAUGUUGCUUGGUUGGAAAGUAACGGGCCAUAGCAGACAUUACGUGGCAGUACUGUACACAUACAAGCCAAUGAAAGUGCUGUGACCAGAAUGAGAUUCUUGCUUGUGGCUAGAGAAGAAUCGAUGCCAAAAAGCUGCCUUUUCCAGGGGGCUAAUAUACUACCCUAUCAAACAAAUAUAUAAAACUAAUCUAUAUGCACAUUUAUAUGUU
Beta vulgaris subsp. vulgaris (sugar beet) is the source of this 1527-nucleotide messenger RNA. Its product is annotated as extensin. The record is from RefSeq and is a predicted model, not a curated record. Gene Ontology annotation, molecular function: metal ion binding. The coding region runs from base 168 to 1268 and encodes 366 amino acids. The transcript is spliced from 3 exons. Lineage: Eukaryota; Viridiplantae; Streptophyta; Magnoliopsida; Caryophyllales; Amaranthaceae.